Molecule: messenger RNA, 4265 nt
Organism: Scleropages formosus (Asian bonytongue)
Lineage: Eukaryota; Metazoa; Chordata; Actinopteri; Osteoglossiformes; Osteoglossidae
Product: UDP-N-acetylglucosamine--peptide N-acetylglucosaminyltransferase 110 kDa subunit-like
Exons: 22
Coding region: 326-3466 (1046 amino acids)
Biological process (GO): protein O-linked glycosylation
Molecular function (GO): protein O-acetylglucosaminyltransferase activity; protein binding
Source: RefSeq, a predicted model, not a curated record
CAUUACAGAUACUCGAUCAGUACAACUGGUAGCUCAAGCUGAGCAUUUUGUAAGAUUGCGAGAACGCUGCUAAUUAGGUAUUUUAUUGGUGAAGAGAGCGGAAAUAAAAUCGAUAUCAUUAGCUCUGAUUAGGACAGAGAUACAGUCAUUCUUACUGUGCCAUAUAUCAGAAAUCUUUGAUUUUCAUCAAACACUCCUCCAAUUUCGGGUGGGCUCGUCGAGUCAGACUGAGCUUGCCUUGCUUAUCUAAUCGUAAUUGUGCACGUUUACUUUCACAAAUUUGAUCACUUUCCAAAUCAACGGAUAAUUAAUAAUAUUCCGGAGGAUGGCGAGCUCCGUCGGAAACGUUGCUGACAGCACAGAACCGACAAAACAUUUGCUUUCCUUCCAAGGGCUGGCUGAUCUGGCGCACAGGGAGUACCAGUCAGGUGACUUUGAGGCCGCUGAGCGUCACUGCAUGCAGCUGUGGAGGCAGGAGCCUGACAACACGGGCGUCCUGCUGCUGCUGUCCUCCAUUCACUUCCAGUGCCGCCGGCUCGACAGGUCGGCUCACUUUAGCACCCAGGCAAUCAAGCAGAACCCUAUGCUGGCGGAGGCCUACUCCAAUCUGGGCAAUGUCUUCAAGGAACGUGGCCAACUGCAAGAGGCCAUUGAACAUUACCGGCACGCGCUGCGCCUCAAACCGGACUUUAUUGACGGCUACAUCAAUCUGGCUGCUGCCCUUGUGGCUGCGGGCGACAUGGAGGGUGCUGUACAGGCCUACGUGUCUGCCCUGCAGUACAACGCUGAUUUGUAUUGUGUACGCAGUGACCUGGGAAACUUGCUCAAAGCACUUGGGCGUCUUGAAGAGGCUAAGGCCUGUUACUUAAAAGCAAUCGAGACUCAACCAAACUUUGCUGUGGCAUGGAGCAACCUGGGCUGCGUGUUCAAUGCCCAGGGGGAGAUCUGGCUAGCCAUUCACCAUUUUGAAAAGGCAGUCACUUUGGAUCCAAAUUUUCUUGAUGCCUAUAUCAAUUUGGGCAAUGUUCUGAAAGAGGCCCGAAUCUUUGACAGGGCUGUUGCAGCCUACCUCAGGGCUCUGAGCCUGAGUCCCAACCAUGCUGUUGUCCAUGGCAACUUGGCCUGUGUGUAUUAUGAGCAGGGCCUUGUGGAUCUUGCCAUAGAUACUUACCGACGUGCUAUUGAGCUGCAGCCCCAUUUCCCGGAUGCCUACUGCAACUUAGCUAAUGCCCUGAAGGAGAAAGGAAAUGUGUCAGAAGCGGAAGAGUGCUACAAUACUGCACUGCGCCUGUGCCCGACUCACGCUGACUCACUCAACAACCUGGCCAACAUCAAGAGGGAGCAGGGUCACAUUGAAGAGGCUGUCCAGCUCUAUAGAAAAGCUCUUGAGGUGUUCCCCGAGUUUGCUGCAGCCCACUCCAACCUGGCUAGUGUACUGCAGCAACAAGGGAAGCUGCAGGAAGCUCUCAUGCACUACAAAGAGGCCAUCAGGAUCAGCCCUACCUUUGCAGAUGCCUACUCAAACAUGGGGAACACAUUGAAGGAGAUGCAGGAUGUUCAGGGAGCUUUGCAGUGCUACACACGUGCCAUUCAAAUCAAUCCAGCCUUUGCUGAUGCUCACAGCAACCUGGCCUCCAUACACAAGGACUCUGGAAACAUUCCAGAAGCCAUUGCAUCCUACCGCACAGCCCUGAAACUAAAACCAGAUUUCCCUGAUGCCUACUGCAACCUAGCACACUGUUUACAGAUUGUGUGUGACUGGACAGAUUAUGAUGAGCGUAUGAAGAAGCUGGUGAGCAUUGUGGCAGACCAGCUGGAGAAGAACCGCUUGCCCUCAGUGCACCCCCACCACAGCAUGCUGUAUCCCCUUUCGCACAGCUUCCGUAAGGCCAUCGCAGAGAGGCAUGGCAACCUCUGUCUGGACAAGAUCAAUGUUCUGCACAAACCGCCCUAUGAACACCCCAAGGACCUGAAGGCCAGCGGUGGGCGGCUUCGUGUGGGCUAUGUCAGCUCUGACUUUGGGAACCAUCCCACCUCCCACCUCAUGCAGUCUAUCCCUGGCAUGCACAAUUCUGAGAAGUUUGAGAUUUUCUGUUAUGCCUUGAGCCCGGAUGAUGGUACAAACUUCCGAGUUAAAGUGAUGGCAGAGGCGAACCACUUCACAGACUUGUCACAGAUUCCUUGUAAUGGAAAGGCUGCAGACAGAAUCCACCAGGAUGGAGUGCAUAUUUUGGUGAACAUGAAUGGCUAUACUAAGGGGGCCCGCAAUGAGCUGUUUGCAUUGCGCCCAGCCCCUAUACAGGCAAUGUGGCUAGGCUAUCCGGGAACCAGUGGGGCUCCUUUCAUGGAUUACAUAGUCACUGAUAAGGAGACGUCACCCCCAGAGCUGGCAGAGCAGUUCUCGGAGAAGCUGUCCUACAUGCCUCAUACCUUCUUCAUAGGUGAUCACGCCAACAUGUUUCCACAUCUCAAGAAAAAGGCAGUGAUUGAUUUCAAGUCAAAUGGACACAUUUUUGAUAAUCGCAUUGUUCUAAAUGGCAUUGACCUGAAGGCCUUCCUGGACAGCUUGCCUGAUGUCAAAAUAGUGAAAAUGAAAUGUGAUGGCCAAGAGGUUGCUGAUGGAAACACAGCCCUCUCCAUGCCUGUCAUCCCCAUGAAUGCUGCUGCCGAGGCAAUCAUCAAUAUGAUCAACCAAGGCCAGAUUCAGGUCACCAUCAAUGGUUUCACAGUCAGCAAUGGCCUCGCUACCACUCAGAUUAACAAUAAAGCAGCAACUGGGGAGGAAGUGCCACGUACAGUUGUGGUCACAACACGCUCACAGUAUGGGCUUCCAGAAGAUGCAAUUGUCUACUGCAACUUCAACCAACUCUACAAGAUUGAUCCUCCCACUCUACAGAUGUGGGUUAAUAUCCUGAAACGUGUUCCCAACAGUGUGCUGUGGCUCUUGCGCUUCCCGGCUGUGGGUGAGCCCAACAUCCAGCAGUAUGCUCAGAAUAUGGGCUUGCCUGCCUCGCGCAUCAUCUUUUCACCUGUGGCCCCCAAGGAGGAGCAUGUGCGGCGGGGCCAAUUGGCCGACGUGUGCCUGGACACGCCACUCUGCAAUGGUCACACCACUGGCAUGGACGUGCUCUGGGCAGGCACACCCAUGGUCACUAUGCCAGGUGAGACUUUGGCCUCCCGUGUUGCUGCCUCUCAGCUGACUUGCCUGGGCUGCCCUGAGCUUAUCGCUAAAAAUCGUCAGGAAUAUGAAGAUGUGGCUGUCAAAUUAGGCACCGACAUGGAGUUUUUGAAGACAAUUCGUACUCAGGUAUGGAAGCAGCGGAUCUGCAGUCCCCUAUUCAAUACAAAGCAGUACACUGCAGACCUAGAGAAGCUUUACCUGCAGAUGUGGGAGCACUACGCCAAUGGAGGCAAGCCUGAACACCUCUUCCAGCUUCAGCCCCGGGAGAGUGCUGAGAGCACCUGAAUGAAAUCCCUCUGCUGCUGCUGCUCCUCAUUCUCUUUUCCUCCUGCUCCCACAAAAACUGUACAUGUCUGUGGAACAGGUGUCUACCAAUUGCAUGGCUGACUUCCAACAUGUUUCUCAUUGUCUCUUGAGAGACACCUUUUAACACCACAAAGCACAUUACACAGAAAUUUAUACCAUGCAAAAUGUCAAAAUAGUCACGCAAUAUUUGUAGUUUGGGAUGGAACUGCCUGCCUUUACCAUGGUGUUUUUGCAGGUGUAAUGAUUCAUGUAGGCUUGUGUAACAUGAAAGGAUCAGCAGAAAAUUGUGUUGGAGCAAAUGAUAGUGACUUUAUUAAAGCAAAUAGCUUUAAAAUGCAUACAUGCAACAAAUACUUUGUGGUGUGAAUCAGAUUAUCUGGUCUUUUCCAUUUUUUCAGCUCUUGAAUCCAAUAUAUGCUUUCUUUUCUUUUGCCCCUGGAGGGUUUUCGGAAUAAGAAUAUAUUUGUAUUAUAAGCCAGCUUUGUGAGUCAUUUGUAAAUGUUAGUUGAAACUCUUGUGUCCUUCAUAUUGUGAGAUACUAUUUUUGAAGACCAAAUAGUGUGAACAAAUGAACUGGACAGAAGAGCAAUCUACCAUUCUCAUUCUGGAGGCAAAUGGACCUAGCAUAGUGGUACUUUAACCAGGAAUGGCCCCAGGUAAGUAUUGUAUAAGCCUUAUUUUGUACCUUCUCCAUUUGUACUGUAUUUUCUGCUGUGUGUGCUGUUUACAUUGCCUCAAUGGUAAAGCUCUAACAAUAAAUCCUUUUGAAGAAAUUAAA